This is a messenger RNA of Egretta garzetta (little egret), 2088 nucleotides long. It is a transcript of the gene ARHGAP39, whose product is annotated as Rho GTPase activating protein 39. The record is from RefSeq and is a predicted model, not a curated record. The coding region runs from base 1 to 2088 and encodes 695 amino acids. The transcript is spliced from 8 exons. Gene Ontology annotation, molecular function: GTPase activator activity. Gene Ontology annotation, cellular component: cytoskeleton; cytoplasm. Lineage: Eukaryota; Metazoa; Chordata; Aves; Pelecaniformes; Ardeidae. Gene Ontology annotation, biological process: signal transduction.
AUGCAGUACGAAGCCAGCGGGAGCUACAAAGCCGGCUCGCCGCAGAAGUCGCCCAUCCGGAAGCCUCACCCCUUCCUGCAGUCGCCCAAGCAAGGUUCCAACUCGCCCUACCAGCAGUUGGUGCUCACCAAACAGAAGUGUCCCGACCGCUUCAUGAGCCUGGAGUACAGCCCUGCCGGCAAGGAGUAUGUCAGGCAACUGGUCUACGUCGAGCAGUCGGGCUCCAGCCCCAAGAUGAAGACGGGCUUGAGGCACAAAUAUUCCCCCAACCCCAUCGGUGGCUCCUACUCGCUGCAGCACAGCCCCUGCCUGGUCAGGGACCAACGCCUGGAGAUCAAAUCGGGUGACUACAGCAGCAUGGAAGGCCCCGACUUCUGCCCCGGCCCAACGGGUGGCCAGGUGGCCCAGGGUGAGGACUCCAUGUCGUGGUCCAGCCAGCAGGACACCUUGUCCUCCACCGGCUACUCGCCCUCCACCAGGAAGAGGAAAAGCCGAAAGCCUUCCCUAUCCCACGACCCCAACGCCUCCUCCACGGAUGGCUCAGGGGAGCGGGAGGUGUUGGGCGAGCAGAUGCUGGGUGAGGACCCAGCCACCCCGGGCCCCAACAGGUCACCGAUGAACCGUACGGAGAGCAAGGCGGCGGAGGCGGAGGCAGCACGGGGCUUCCCCGAGCCCUUCCUGGCCCAGGCGCGCCUGGCUUGGGAAGCCCAGCAAGCCCACUACCACAUGAAACAACGGAGCAGCUGGGAUUCCCAAAAGGACGGUUCGGGCUACGAGAGCGACGGCGCCCUUCCGUUACCCAUGCCAGGGCCGGUGGUGCGAGCCUUCAGCGAGGACGAGGCCUUGGCCCAGCAGGAGAACAAGCACUGGAAGAGGAACACCUUCGAGAAGCUGGUAACGCAGCCCCUGGUGUUUCAUGGCACGGCGCCUUCGUCAGAGGACCUCGGUGCCUGCGCCCAGUUCGAGAGCAGCAGACAGACCAGGAACAUGAUGCCUAGCGCCAGCUGUGUCUUCCCCACCUUCAACCUGCGGAAGCCCUCCUCGGAGACGGACAUUGAGAACUGGGCCUCCAAGCACUUCAACAAGCACACCCAAGGGCUCUUCCGUCGGAAGGUGUCCAUUGCCAACAUGCUGGCCUGGAGCAGCGAGUCCAUCAAGAAACCCAUGAUCAUGACCAACGACCGCAACGUCAAGAAAGAGGCGUGCGAGAUCUUUAAACUGAUUCAGAUGUACAUGGGGGACCGCCGGGCCAAGACGGACCAACUCAACGUGGCCUUGGAGAUCGCCACCAAAGGCUGGAGCAUGCAGGGGCUGAGAGACGAGCUCUACAUCCAGCUCUGCCGGCAGACCACCGAGAACUUCCGUUACGAGAGCCUGGCCCGGGGCUGGGAGCUCAUGGCCAUUUGUUUGGCCUUCUUCCCACCCACACCCAAAUUCCAUUCCUACCUUGAAGGAUACAUUUACAGGCACAUGGAUCCGGUGAACGACACGAAAGGGGUGGCCAUCAGCACCUACGCCAAGUACUGCUACAACAAGCUGCAGAAGGCGGCGCUGACGGGCGCCAAGAAGGGCCUGAAGAAGCCCAACAUCGAGGAGAUCCGUCAUGCCAAGAACGCCGUCUUCAACCCUUCCAUGUUCGGCAGCUCCCUGCAGGACAUCAUCGCCAUGCAGAAGGAGCGCUACCCCGACCGGCAGCUGCCCUGGGUGCAGACCCGCCUCUCCGAGGAGGUCCUGGCGCUCAAUGGGGACCAGACUGAGGGCAUCUUCAGAGUCCCCGGUGACAUCGACGAGGUCAACGCGCUCAAGCUGCAGGUGGACCAAUGGAAGAUCCCUACCGGCUUGGAGGACCCCCACGUUCCCGCCUCCCUGCUGAAGCUCUGGUACCGGGAGCUGGAGGAACCGUUGAUCCCCCACGAGUUCUACGAGCAGUGCAUCACCCACUACGAGAACCCCGAGGCGGCCAUCGCCGUCGUCCACUCUCUGCCCAGGAUCAACAAAAUGGUGCUGUGCUACCUCAUCCGCUUCCUACAGAACCAAGAGGUCUACGUGGUCCCUCCACCCAACUCCCACCACCACCUUCUUCCUUAG